GAGGAGGGCGAGCUUAGAUAGACAGGGGGACUCUCCGUAGCCAUUUUGGCUCAAGCCAUUUUGGCUCAAGUCCGUAGCCAGCUUUGCUCAACGACCAAGCGAGCAUUGCCAAGUCAGGAUGCCUUAAGCUAAGCUGUCUUUGAACGUCCAUAGACCGGUCGUGUCCAUGUUUCAAGCUGUUCGAGGUGCCUGGUCAGUAGGGUUUUUGGCGUGGCGCCAUCUCGCGAUAUGUUACAAUGCGGAGUGUUUGGUCGGGCUUGUUCCUUGCGAGCGUUGUCAUCUUCCAUUCUCAAGGUGAGUGCAGUACCCGCUGCUGGACCAGAUUUGUACGCGCCGUUGUUGCGUCCAAGAUGCCUUAUGGUGAGUAGUUAUGGCCGUGUGCAAUCUCUUUCAGGACAUAUUGGGUUUGGGAAUCUGACUCCAAGCGGCUAUCGAGUAUCUGCAGCUGGUGGUCGCACACGGCUUGUCCAUCGUCUUGUUGCGGAGGCUUUUUUGGGGCCGCCCCCAAGUCCACGGCAUGUACAUAUUAACCACAAGGAUGGAAUUAAAAGUAACAACCAUGUGACCAACCUGGAGUACGCCACACCUUCGCAAAAUGUGAUUCAUUCAUUCCUUCUCGACCCGAAUCGUAAAACUGGUGGGUGGAUGCAAGCGAGGGCAGUAUUGGGCAAACGAGUUGGGACCGCUGCUUGGACCUGGUAUCCCUCGAUUGCCGAAGCCUCGCGACAGUUGAAUUUACAUUCAUCCAAUGUAUCGAGAUGUUGCAGAGGCUUGGGUAAGCAAGCUGGCGGGUAUGAGUUCAAAUACGGACUGGCGGAUUCGUUAGACAAUGCCCCGGGUGAGGAGUGGAAGCAGGCAACGCAUCCAGACACAGGAGAAAUUCUUCGAGGUUGGAUUGUUAGUUCUGAGGGUCGGGUCAAAUCUUCGAGGACACGUGUGGGUUGGGGCACUCGAUGCGCCGAUCGGUAUCGAAGGGUAAGUGCGCAUGGACAGCAGAUGGCUGUGCAUAGACUGGUGGCUCGCGCAUUCAUCGGUCCACCACCUGACCAAGAGCGCCGCGAGAUUAACCACAUCGAUGGCAAUAAGCAGAACAACAGGGUUUCUAAUCUGCAGUGGGUUUCACGGAGAGAGAAUGUAUUGCAUUCUUACGAGACGAACAGGCAUCGAAAAAGGGGCCCACUGGCGACCAGCAAAGCUGUCCUAGCACAGCAUAAGAUCACGAGGGAGACAGCACAGUACCCGUCUAUGCACGAAGCCGCUCGCCGUCUCAAUGUGUCCCGCAAGAGUAUUCGCGCGUGUUGCUACGGAAGGGCAUCACUGGUCGGGAUGUACACAUAUCGGUUUGUUGAGCAAGUCCCCAACGUUUUGAUUGGUGAGGAGUGGCGGCUUGCACAGGUUGACACUGGAAGCUAGCCUGUUCCUGGUGCGUUGCGGAAUUUGUCUGGCACUUCGGGCCCUCGAUGCGGAUCAGUGCUCAGCCUGCCGCGCGCCGGGAGGACAAA
This is a messenger RNA of Prorocentrum cordatum, 1502 nucleotides long. NCBI's taxonomy places the organism in Eukaryota, Dinophyceae, Prorocentrales, Prorocentraceae. The record is from the annotation of a GenBank genome assembly.